This is a messenger RNA of Hippocampus comes (tiger tail seahorse), 555 nucleotides long. Its product is annotated as tetratricopeptide repeat protein 12-like. The coding region runs from base 1 to 426 and encodes 141 amino acids. Gene Ontology annotation, biological process: axonemal dynein complex assembly; sperm axoneme assembly. Lineage: Eukaryota; Metazoa; Chordata; Actinopteri; Syngnathiformes; Syngnathidae. The transcript is spliced from 4 exons. Gene Ontology annotation, cellular component: centrosome; cytoplasm. Gene Ontology annotation, molecular function: protein binding. The record is from RefSeq and is a predicted model, not a curated record.
AUGUUUUCCCCAGACAAGUGUGUAAAGGACCUGAACUCAUCAGACAGUGAAGUCCAGCAGGAAGCUAUCAAGAAGGCAGAUUGCCAUAUUGCAGCCUUAAAUGGAUCCUGCAGGACAAAAGUCAACAAGACCACAAUCAAUACAAACCCACCAUCUCAGCCUCCUAUGGAUGCCCAAACUGAGAGUAGUGCCGAGAAUUUCAUGAGAUUUAUGGAGAGAGAUGCAGAAGACAGGAGGAAGAGGAGGCUCGCUCAGGAGAAAAAGGCCACUGUGUUUAAGGACAGAGGGAAUCGAGCCUAUGCGCAAAGAGAUUAUGAGACUGCUGUGAAAUAUUACAGUGAAGGCUUGGCUGAACUACGCGACAUGCAGCAGUUGUAUACCAACAGAGCACAGGUGACUACUUUUAUACACGUUUUCACCCUUUAAUUCUGCGUUAUGGAAAUGAAAUUGAAUAAGAGCAUGCAAAAUCAUCACUUUUCUGGCAUUGCUUAACCCAAAUGGACAAACACAGCAUGUCUUUCAGUCCUUCUUAAAAUGUGAGGUACGACAUACACC